UUUUAUUUAAAAUCACACAACAGCUCAUAUUUAAUAUACAAAUGAAGGCGGCAUUCAUUGGAUAAAUUUCAUGGGUUCUAUGAAUCAUGUAGGUUUCAUCUUAAUCUAUCAAUCAUGUUGAUGACAACUAAAGUUUUCCCAAAACUGCGCAACGCGAUUCUAAUCUGCUGUGAAUAGGCUUCGCAGUGCUUCAUUGACGCGUUGAUAUGGAACCAUCAAUGAAAAUAUGCAUUUAGCAGUCAUAUCGCAGAAUGGGGAAUCCAUUUUGCAAUUACCUAUAUAUUUGUUUUCUAAUUUCACUGUAGUUUUAGAGCACAAGUUCACCGACGAGUCGUUAAAGUACAUCACAGAUGAUUACCUUACCAAAAUUGGUAUUACUGAAAUGGGACCUCGUCUCAUAAUCAACUCGACGAUAUCAAUGCUUUUGGAACCUCGUGAAAAUGUAACCAUUCCAUCAUCCCCCGAUGUGACUAUACCAUCAUUCGAAGCAGGAACAUCCUCAUUUAGAUCGGGCUCAUCAUCACUCGUCACCGAACCGUCAUUCAAAGUUGAAUCAUCGGCAGUAGCCGGCCCAUCAUCAUCUGGAACAGGAUCAGUUUUACCGGGUAUCUCAACUGCAUCAAGACACAAGAACGUAACCACAGAGGGAGCCUUGCCUUUUGCAUCCGUCGCUCAGAUACGAGAACGGCUCGAAAGUGACAAUAAAUUUCGACGCAUUUUGUAUACGAAACUUGACGCAAAUGUAGUUCCUACUCAUACGGAGCUACUCAAGAUGGUUCGUCUCUUAUGUAGAGAUAUGGUUUGGAAGCUUGUCAACAACCAAGAGUAUCCCACCUUCAACGAGAAGAAAGGAUUGGCAAAGCAAAUUGUAGACGCAUUUCCAAUAUUACGAAACACGAAGAUGUCGGAAAAUGCCCCGGAUUACUCGUUAUUUUUCUGGAGAAAUGGAGGAAAUAAACCUGGUGCGGAGCACAGUGGCUUGAUUCAAUCGCAUCUCCGGAAUGCUUGUAAGGACAUUCCAUCGGAUCGGAGGAAAUUUGUCCAUCGGAAAUCAAAUACCAUGACAAGCAUCACACCUGAUGGCAUCCAGAAAGCCCAAGAAGUUGCGUGUGUCGAUCCAAUCUCAUCAAAUUUUCAUAAUAUAUUGAGAGUGAUGAAUGAAACGCAUGAGCUUCUUACGAUGUGCUUACGAGAUAAGAAACGAGUUGCAGAUAUCCUUUCGCUGUUUCCGCAUUUGAAGGCCUACAAUGGAGUUAUGAUCCAAAAAGCGUAUGAACGGAUAAACGUAAACUACAAUAAGUCGUCUCAUUUGAAGCAAAUCUUUUCAAGGGGAUUAAUGUUGGAAAACGAUAAUUUCAAUGCAGUUCAUGAUGAUAAUCUCCGGGGCUGCUUACGUAUUCUAAUGGUACUUGGAAAAAGAGGAACCCGCAAGCCCAUUGGAGUAGAAACCUUAGAGAUAGAGGAACAGAUCGCAGCACCCUUAAUUCGAUGGAUUCCAGAUCACGGAACCGCUCUAGCUGAACAGCUAGCAAAAUAUGUGGGUCUAAACGUAACACACAAAGUGGAGCCGCAUCUUAUUACAAACAACGAAAACUAUUACAUAUAUCUCGAGGGCGAAAUAAUCGAUUGCGGAAAAUCUUCAAUCCAAGCGAUUGAUGUUUUCAUAAAAACAUUUUGCGUUUUUGGCAUUCCGGUUCCAGCGACUAUAAGAAAGUUGGUCGAGUUUUUCGAAAUAGUAUCGUACAAGAUUAAGGCCAAUAGCAGGACAGUAGGAGUGAAGCGCCUUGUGUCUUUAUUUGCUGAAUCGCUGACUGCUGAGAUGAAUAGCGAUUAAGUAACACAUUCGAAUUGUUAAGUUUGCGAAUGAUUUUUCACUCUAGCUGGUACCAUAUG
Molecule: messenger RNA, 1893 nt
Organism: Armigeres subalbatus
Lineage: Eukaryota; Metazoa; Arthropoda; Insecta; Diptera; Culicidae
Exons: 7
Coding region: 227-1834 (535 amino acids)
Source: RefSeq, a predicted model, not a curated record